This is a messenger RNA of Oncorhynchus mykiss (rainbow trout), 3244 nucleotides long. RefSeq names its product homeobox protein engrailed-2b-like. NCBI's taxonomy places the organism in Eukaryota, Metazoa, Chordata, Actinopteri, Salmoniformes, Salmonidae. Gene Ontology annotation, molecular function: DNA-binding transcription factor activity, RNA polymerase II-specific; RNA polymerase II cis-regulatory region sequence-specific DNA binding. Gene Ontology annotation, biological process: regulation of transcription by RNA polymerase II; neuron differentiation; multicellular organism development. Gene Ontology annotation, cellular component: nucleus. The record is from RefSeq and is a predicted model, not a curated record.
GAAGUAUUUCAGGAGCAGUUAGCACCUCUAUCUACUCGUAGUUUAGAAGUUGAAGCAUUAAUGUUGGAUUUGUCCUAAAAGGGAACCACUACAACUCAGCAUUUUAUAUGGUAGGCUACUUUCUCAACAAAUAUCAACCAUAGCCAGGCGGAGAAAUACAUUUUAAAGUAUGUUUUUUCUUUGUGAAAAAGGCAAGAGGUGGAUUUUCAGUAGGCCUACUACCACAACUAGAUACUGAAAAAAACUGAACUAGUUUUUAUUUCCUAUUCCGUUUUAUUGAAAAACGCAUUGGACGAGGAAUAAACUAGAAACCUUAUAAAUUCAUAUUUAUACUUUUGUGUGGGAGAGCGAGAAAAGUGCCACAAUUGGACAUUGAGUAUUUCACUAUGGAAGAAAAUUCUAAUGGCAAUAGAGAGCAUCAAGAUUCGGGCGAAGAGUCCAACAGAGCUAUUCUUCCUCUUCUCCAAGCACCUGGGAACCAGCAACCGCACAGGAUCACCAACUUUUAUAUUGAUAAUAUUUUACGACCAGACUUUGGACGGAGGAAAGAUGGGACUUUUAAUUAUGAUGAGAAUCACCUCAAUGGACGAGAGAAUAGUCCUGGCCUUCCCCCAAAAUCUGGGCAGUUCGGUGGGACGGUGUCAGGGGAAGGAACAUCGAAUUCUCGUUCAGUCAGUGAGCCAAAAAAAGCAGAUAUUGUUGCAGAUACGCUUCUCAAGCCCGCAGAAGAAAUUGGAGAUCAGUGCCUGAGCUCCGACUCGGAAAGUUCUCAUGCCAAUUCUGCACCUUCGUCGAAACCUAUGCUCUGGCCAGCCUGGGUGUAUUGUACAAGAUAUUCGGACCGACCAUCAUCAGGGCCAAGAUCUCGAAAACCAAAGAAGUCGACCACGACAACGACACCAAGCAAGGAUGACAAGCGUCCAAGAACGGCCUUCACAGCAGAACAGCUCCAGAGACUAAAAACGGAGUUUCAGACUAAUCGGUACCUGACCGAACAGAGAAGACAAAGUCUGGCACAAGAACUCGGCCUCAACGAAUCUCAAAUUAAAAUCUGGUUUCAAAACAAGAGGGCCAAAAUAAAGAAGGCUACUGGAAAUAAAAACUCUUUAGCCUUGCACCUGAUGGCACAAGGACUAUACAAUCAUGCCACAUCAUCUAAGGAUGAAAAAUCAGACAGCGAUUGAAGAAAAAUAAACAAUGCAAUAAAUAACUUUAAAGGGCCAGUGUACAUAAUACCAGCAGAUAUUUAAACAUGAAUGAGACAGGAUUUUGCAAUUUUCUGUAGCCUAUAUACAGUAUAUAGGGACUAAACCAUUUUGUGUUGUAACACUUGCCAUGUACUCCCUGAAACUUUAGAAUGCUUCAUCAUCAUUAAAGUUUGUUGGGUUUUUGUUGGGUUUUUAGCAAGUUGUUCUUUUUUUUGUUGGUAGGCGUACUUGACUUUGUGGACACGUUUAACGAAAUAAUGAAAACAGGCUGAAGUCCAAAGAUUUUUUCUGCUGCAUUUUACAAACUGUGAAUUUAAACAGCCUAAAUUGUGUUUAUCUGUGAUUUUAAUUUGUAUCAAACUGUUUCGUUGUAUUUUGAUGUUUAUUUGAGGUUCCUUUGUUUUGUGUAAAAAAUACAGCCUUUCUGAGUUGAUAUGGAGGGACCAUACGCAUUGAAUUAUGCGUAUUAUCUGAUAAGAAUGUCUUUUUAUAUUCGAAUUCUGCAUUAGCUAGGCUAUAGUUCUCGUGAGCAUUACAUUUGAAUUAUUUCAGCAAAAUAAUUCCGCUUUGGGUAGGCCUAGACUACUUAUAGGCUAUUGAUAUGAGACAGAUUUGAUAAAAAAUAAAUAUAUUCAACAGGCCUAUACGUUACUUUAAACUUGACCCAAACUAUAGAAAUGAGUUGAGGCUUAAAAUGAAUGUAACCUAACUUAACUUUCACUAAAGGACCUCUGUUGAAAUAGAUAGCAUAUUGUAAGAAAAACAAAACAGUAUUAUAUAAACCGAAAUAUGUGUCUGGUAUGCAAGCGUAUAACACCAACUUCCAUUGGUUAACAAUGCUACGAUGCAACCAAAAGUUUAAGUCAUGCGCGCUUAGCUCAUAUCCAAUGGGUUUUAAAUAGGGAGGAGUGGUGGAUGGCAACAACUGGAAUUGAACAGAUAUCCAUUUUGAAAUGAUCAUGGAAAUGCAAUCGUUUUGGGUCAGUUCCACUACCAACAAAAUACAUUUUUACCCCGGCUCAAAUCAGGAUUUCAGUGCCAAGUGAAGCCUAUACGGACUGUAUGUCUUCAUUUCAAUCAUUAUAGUUUUAUUAACAACUUCAGGGAUGAAGUAACGCCAACGGGCGUCAUAUAUAGGUUUACUGUACAAAUAAUGUAGGCAAUAGAUACGGUAAAGAGGUCAAUCGAACUCGACCAAAUCACUGGAAUUGCCAUGGAAACGAUUAGGGGAAAGGGCCAUGGGGUCAAGAUCCCGAGUCUCAUUGUCCCCCAGCAAAAGUAGCCUAAAUUUAGGCUAUUGUUUAUAUGUGUAUUUCACACUAUGUUGAGGUAAAACUCGGAGUAAAAUGCGUGUAUGGAUGUCCACACAAACACAUGUUCAUGUAAUCGUUACCAAUCAACUGCAUUACAGUUACAAACGAAUUUUACUACCACCACCGAUUUCUGUACGCUAGCUAUGCUAACCAGUUUAUACGAGCAGGAGUUAGCAUUUAGCAGUCACUUCUUCUAAACCUGAAAAGGGACAACUUCUACAUGUUAUGCAGCGAAAACAGCCAAAUAUAUCCAAAAUCGGACUUAAGUAACCACAUUGUGGGCCUGUUACAAUAUAUGACGGAUUUAAAGAAAAUCCACUUUGUUAGAGCAGAUCUGUUGAAUGUGCGCCAAUCUGGUCUGCGUUCCAUUGAAUCCUUUACCGCAUCUAUCUAUAUCAAAUAGUCCAUGCGUUCUAUAGUAUGACAUCCAUAUUAUUUGCAAAUAACAUAACAUUCAUAUUUAUGAACAAUACUCAUAGUCUAAGUGGUCAUGUUUCUCGAAAAGAGACUUCUGGAAUGUUUACAUAACUUAUUUAUCUUGCAAUACCUUGUUUUUGUGAAUGAAACGUUUAGAGGCCUUUGCAUGAAAGCUGCAAUCUGUCACCUGUAUAUCAUGUGAGACAAACGUUGCUGUAUCCAUACCAAAUUGUGGUCUUAUGAUGUGAAUUUCUUUCAUUGUCAAUAUUAAAGUGUGUGUAAAUUAAAAUCCAAACUUAAAACACA